This is a messenger RNA of Pyrenophora tritici-repentis Pt-1C-BFP, 822 nucleotides long. RefSeq lists its product as uncharacterized. NCBI's taxonomy places the organism in Eukaryota, Fungi, Ascomycota, Dothideomycetes, Pleosporales, Pleosporaceae. The record is from RefSeq and is a predicted model, not a curated record.
AUGCUUCUCGACAUACUCAUAUUCAGCUACCAUAUCGAAGACUAUAACCUACAGCAAGGACUACAAGAAUGCAGGCCUCCCUUACUCAUCAAAGGCAUCCAUGCUGAACGCGCAAGUCUCCUCUCUACGCGCGAGUUGCACAUUGUACACAAGUACUCUGAGGCUGUCAACAACGUCUGCGAAAACGUCGCAAGGAAUUGCCAAAGCCUGCUAAGUGACUAUGACCGCGCCUUCAUCGUCAGCUUCGUCAUGCAACCGGCACGGCAACUCGGAAUUGAUCCGGCAUACCUCCUCGAACAGCUGCUCGCCUUCCGAAUACACAUGUGUCGGGUGGAGAAUCGGAAGAAGACAUUGCUACAUGCCAAGAGCACUUCUCUCUGGACGCGCGGGCUUAUCCUACUACACAGCAAAUGGACACUUGGAAAGAGCCAGAGGUUGCUUGCCUGUCGACUGGUAUCAGAUGACAUAGCGGUCACACAACUCGGAGAACGAAUAUGCGAAAGGCUUCGUCUAGUCCUCGGCCAAGCUAUCAAGGACUUCAGCGAGAAACAUUGCAAGUUUGGAAUGGGCAACGUCAAGCGAGAAGUCUACGCCGACUCUGUCCCCACAGCGCUGGUCCACGAGCUCAACUCCUGGGAAGCCUCCUACCGAAAGAAGAACAGGAUUAUCAGAGAAAGAACACAGCGUAUGAUCGCGCCACCAGACUCUGAACUCCCGCGUCGUAAUAGCCCAAUCGUCGAACGCGCAAAGUCCACUCGCAACCUUUACAGCAUAUACGAGCAUGACGAGGUUCCUCAGCGACCACGGUCUUUCGAUAGAUGA